Molecule: messenger RNA, 7108 nt
Organism: Aspergillus alliaceus
Lineage: Eukaryota; Fungi; Ascomycota; Eurotiomycetes; Eurotiales; Aspergillaceae
Product: DNA polymerase epsilon catalytic subunit POL2
Exons: 3
Coding region: 222-6917 (2231 amino acids)
Biological process (GO): DNA replication proofreading; base-excision repair, gap-filling; leading strand elongation
Cellular component (GO): nucleus; epsilon DNA polymerase complex
Molecular function (GO): zinc ion binding; DNA-directed DNA polymerase activity; nucleotide binding
Source: RefSeq, a predicted model, not a curated record
GAUUUUGGUAGGUUAGCAUGAACAGAAGUUAACAAGAUUGAGUACACUAGGCCAUCAAAUUUUGAUCAUAUCUCCAAUUGAGUAUAUGAUUUGGCAGGAACCAAACAUGCCCAACUCUGUGUUCUACUAAUAUCUAAUACUUAUUGUUUGCGUUCUAUGCUUCACUGAUUUUCACGCAUCUCACAGUGAUAUCCAGCCUAGCCUGCGGGCGUGUCGUCGCAAUGCCUCUAAGGAAACCCAGCAAGUAUGGGAACAAGUUCCGGUCGAAUGCUGCAUCCUUCAAACCGAAACGGACAAGGACCAUCGAAUUUUCUUCUCUUCGAUCGACAGAAGCUACAUCGCAAGAUGAGAAAUUUGAAGCAAUCCGGUUGGCGAACAGCAUCGAUGAGUCCCUGGGAUUCCCGCGCUUUGAAUCAGGCGAGAAGAGGGUCGGCUGGCUUAUAAAUAUGCACAGUACUUCGGUAGAGGAUCCGAAUGUGCCCGGAGGACGCGCCGGUGUGGACUACUACUUUCUCGACGAUAACGGUUCGAGUUUUAAGGCAACUGUGGAAUACGAUCCAUAUUUCCUCCUCGCAGUGAAGAAAGGACACGAGGUCGAAGUUGAGGAAUGGUGUCGGAGAAUGUUUGAAGGGCUUAUCAAGAAAGUCACAAGGGUUGAGAGGGAAGAUCUCAAAUUACCGAACCACCUGCUUGGGCACCGGAGAACAUUCCUACAGAUGAACUUUGCGAAUGUGAGCCAUCUACUAGAAGUUCGGAAAGUGCUUCUUCCGUUGGCAGAAAAGAACAAGAAAAAUGUGAAUGUCAUGGAUACUUAUGUGGAGAUUUCAAGCGCAAAUGCUGGCUUUGAUCUCUUUGAUGACGAAAUAAUUAACGAGUCACGAUCUAAUAAAACAAUGGAAGCGAGUGAUUUUAUUAUUGAUAUUCGAGAAUAUGAUGUCCCUUACCAUGUUAGAGUGGCGAUUGACAAAGACAUCCGUAUAGGGAAAUGGUACACUGUACAGGCAAAACACGGUGUAGUAUCAUUGACUUGCAUAGAGGAACGAGUCCAACGUCCUGACCCAGUUGUUCUUGCUUUUGAUAUUGAAACGACAAAACUACCGCUGAAAUUCCCCGACUCUGUCAUCGACCAAAUAAUGAUGAUAUCGUACAUGAUUGAUGGGCAAGGGUUCUUAAUUACGAACAGAGAAAUAGUAUCCGAAGAUAUCAAUGAUUUCGAGUACACGCCCAAGCCCGAGUACAAUGGUCCGUUCAUGAUCUUCAACGAGCCGGAUGAAAGAAGUGUCCUAGAACGGUUCUUUGGACACAUUAAAGAAGCUAAGCCGACUGUUAUCGCGACAUAUAACGGUGACUUUUUCGAUUGGCCGUUCGUUGAAGCGAGGGCAAGCGUCCUUGGCAUCGACAUGUACACGGAGAUUGGCUUUCGCAAAAACAGUGAGGAUAUCUAUCAGAGCGAUCACUGUGUACAUAUGGACUGUUUUGCUUGGGUCAACCGUGACAGUUACCUUCCCCAGGGAAGUCGUGGUUUAAAAGCUGUCACUGUCGCGAAGCUCGGAUACGAUCCUGAUGAACUUGACCCCGAACUCAUGACCCCGUACGCAAGUGAAAGACCUCAAACCUUGGCUGAAUACUCUGUGUCCGAUGCUGUCGCCACAUAUUAUUUAUAUAUGAAAUAUGUCCAUCCUUUCAUCUUCUCGCUUUGUACCAUUGUUCCUCUUAACCCCGAUGAUACGCUGCGGAAAGGAACAGGUACUCUUUGCGAGAUGCUGCUGAUGGUUCAAGCAUAUCAAGGCGAGAUCAUCCUACCCAACAAGCACAAAGACCCCCCGGAGGCUUUCUAUGAAGGCCAUCUACUGGAGUCGGAGACUUAUGUGGGUGGACACGUGGAGAGUAUUGAGGCCGGUGUAUUUCGGAGUGAUAUCCCCGUUACUUUCAAGAUUGAUCCUACUGCAAUCGAUGAACUACUUCGGGACCUAGAUGCGGCUCUGAAAUUCAGUAUUGAAGUGGAAGAGAAAAAGUCAUUGGAUGAUGUUGUUAACUAUGAGGAAGUCAAAGGACAAAUUUCUAAGCUCUUGAUUGCCUUGAAAGAAAACCCCAACAGGGACGAGAACCCGUUCAUCUACCAUUUGGACGUCGCCUCCAUGUACCCAAACAUCAUCACCACAAACCGAUUGCAGCCAGAUUCCAUGAUUGAUGAGUCUAACUGCGCUGCUUGCGACUUUAACCGACCUGGUAAAACCUGUGACAGGCGAAUGCCGUGGGCAUGGAGAGGCGAAUUUCUUCCUGCUAAGCGUGACGAAUAUAACAUGGUUCGGCAAGCGGUUGCGAACGAAAGAUUCCCAGGAAAGACGAAAAAUGGUCCAAUGAGGUUAUUCAGUGAAAUGAGUGCCGAAGACCAGGCUGCUAUAGUCAAGAAGAGACUCCAGGACUACAGUAAGAAAAUCUACCACAAAAUCCACGACAGCAAGACAAUGGUGCGAGAGGCUAUCAUCUGUCAACGAGAAAAUCCCUUCUACGUGAACACAGUUCGCAGCUUUCGAGAUCGACGAUAUGAUUUCAAAGGCAAACAAAAGGUUUGGAAAAACAAGACUGAUUCUCUCAAAUCCGCAGGUGCUUCGGCGGCGGAGAUUGAAGAAGCCAAGAAAAUGAUUAUUCUGUUUGACUCCCUACAACUUGCACAUAAAGUCAUUUUGAACAGUUUCUAUGGUUACGUCAUGAGAAAGGGAUCGCGAUGGUAUUCCCUGGAGAUGGCCGGCGUGACAUGCCUGACAGGCGCUCGAAUCAUUCAGAUGGCAAGAGAGUUGGUUGAACGUAUCGGUCGCCCCCUAGAGCUUGACACAGAUGGUAUUUGGUGUAUGCUUCCUGGAACUUUCCCCGAGAACUUUUCUUUUACCCUAAAGAAUGGGAAGAAGCUUGGAAUUUCUUAUCCGUGUGUUAUGCUGAAUCACCUUGUUCAUGGAAGUUAUACAAACCACCAGUAUCAAACUCUUGUCGAUCCAAAGACAUUCAGAUACGAGACGCAUAGCGACAACUCCAUUUUCUUCGAAGUUGAUGGGCCGUAUAAAGCUAUGAUCUUGCCGACUUCGAAGGAAGAGGACAAAAACUUGAAGAAGCGCUAUGCUGUUUUCAAUCACGACGGGUCUCUGGCUGAAUUGAAAGGAUUCGAAGUCAAGCGGAGAGGUGAACUGAAGUUGAUCAAGAUUUUCCAAACCCAAAUCUUCAAAUUUUUCUUGGAAGGGUCGUCGCUUGAGGAGACAUAUGCUGCUGUGGCCCGCGUGGCUGACAGAUGGCUGGACGUGCUCUAUGAACAUGGAACUACACUGGCCGACGAGGAAUUGAUCGAACUCAUUUCCGAAAAUAGAAGUAUGACGAAGACUCUGGAAGAAUAUGGCAACCAAAAAUCUACAUCGAUUACUACGGCGCGCCGUCUAGCAGAAUUUUUGGGAGAACAAAUGGUCAAAGAUAAGGGUCUCAACUGCAAGUACAUUAUAUCUGCAAGGCCGAGAAAUACGCCUGUCACGGAGCGGGCUAUUCCAGUUGCGAUUUUCUCAGCUGAAGAUAACGUGAAACGUUUUUUCUUGCGGAAGUGGCUGAAAGAUGACCCUGGUGAUUGUGACCCUCGAACCGUGAUCGAUUGGGACUACUACCUAGAACGAUUGGGUUCAGUCGUACAGAAACUGAUCACAAUCCCUGCUGCCCUCCAGAAGGUCCGCAAUCCAGUGCCUCGAGUCGCCCAUCCAGACUGGCUGCAACGACGAAUCAACAUAAAAGAUGACAAGUUUAAGCAAAUCAAAAUGACCGACGUGUUCGCGAAGAGCGAGAAAAACCCGCUUACUGAUAUCUCGACAAACAUCCUCGAUCAUCGUGUACAGCAUGUGGGCGAUAUGGGCGAGGUAAUCGCAAGCUCAGUCGAGAAGUUGAAGUCUUCGCCAAAUAGUAAAACGUCGCAGAAAAGAAAGCUUCCCGAAGGUCCUACGAAAACCUCCCUUGACCCUUUUGCUAGCCUUCCAUCAAAAAUGCCGUCAAUGGCGGAUGAUUAUGUUGGAUUUUUGAAAUAUCAAAAGCAAAAAUGGAAAAUCCAGAAGCAAGCACGAAUUCGCCGCCGCCAGCUCUUCGGAGAGAGGACAAAUGUUGCUAAUGACUCUUUGAGUCACCUCUUCAGAAACCAAGCUGAACUUCUCUAUAUCAGUACCUGGCAAGUUUUGCAGCUGUCUGAAACGAUGAGACCAGGUAUCGUCCGAGCUUUUGUCUUGAUUGAUAAAAAGAUUCAUACUCUCACGGUCAAGGUCCCUCGCCAGAUUUACGUCAAUCUGAAACGAGACUCGCUCCCUGACGUUGAUGUCCCGGACUGUGAGGUCGAGAAAGUCAAUCACACUUUGCCGAAUGGACAUCCUUCUGUGCACUUGUUCAAAUUAACCUUGUCUGAGGAAACCUAUUUGCGCGAAUCCAAUAAAAUGGAUGCACUUCUACAACAUCCUAGCAUCGAGGGUGUCUAUGAGAAGAGCAUUCCUUUGAAUGUACGCGCUAUCAUGAAACUUGGUAGUAUAUGUACAUUUGACGAGGAACAGCGAGGCGUUUUAGGAGAAGGACUGGACCGUGGAUUUGAUCUGUCGAAUCUAUGCCACACAACUUCGGAGCAGCCUUAUCUCAGGAACUCGCCGCUAGUCUAUCAUUAUCUAUACCAUGUCGUUUCUGGUGACCGGCAGAUUUUCGCACUUUUCUCGACAAUGAAGAAUGAAGCGCAUAUUGUUAUCUUGAACCGCACGAGGGAUGUUCAGGGACUUCCAAAUGUUGACAAAAUCUACACAGAACUUCUCAUGCGGAGAAAGCAAAACUUGGCCGGGGACGAGUCUCAGAAUGCAUUCGAGUACCAAGAAAAAAUCCACUUCAAAACAACACAAGUCACGACUAGAAGAAAAGCCUAUCUGGAGGUCGGCGAUUUGAUCAAGAAAUUCCGAACCGAAGAAACCCAGCCAACUGUUCUAGUCAUUCAAUCGCAACAAAGAAAUCGCUUGUGUCAUGAUAUUCCAAUUCUGAGGGAGUAUCCGAUUGUGCCCGUGAAGCCAGAAGUAUCCGAUAUGGACCUUCCCCCCUUAGGCUGGCAGUCCUUUAUUGCAAGACGGCUUGUCACACACUACCUAUAUCUCUCAGCUUGGAUUCAGCAUCUGACUCUGUUAGCAAGAUACGGCGACGUCCCCCUCUGCAACUUAGAGAGUGACGACCCGCGAUAUCUUAUUGACAUAUCCUAUGCCAGGCGGCUUCAGCAGCAUAAUGUCGUUCUUUGGUGGUCUUCGGGCCCUAGGCCUGAUCACGCAGGGUACGAAAAGGACGACAUCACAGGCCCUCUAGAGAAUGUGUCCAUGCCAUCUGUUAAUGUUCCGAGCACUUACACUACCGUGUGCAUCGAGCUCGAAGUUCGUAAUCUUGCAAUCAACACGAUUCUAUCAUCGUCUAUCAUCAACGAGAUGGAAGGUGCUGAUACACUUCUAGCAUCAUCCGAGCCUUCGGCUGAAUCCAACGGGACAGGCGUGCUUUACUCGGAGAAGGCAUUCGCUUCAGCUGGUGCGAUUGUACUACGUGAGAUGGUGAAGCACUGGUGGACCGAGGCCUGCGAAGGAAACAAUAUGGCAGAUAUCAUGGUGCAGCACCUGAUUCGCUGGGUAGAGAGUCCGGUCUCGUGCCUGUACGAUCGGUCUCUACACAACUAUGUGCGCAUGUUGUCCAGGAAGUCAUUUCAGCGACUCAUGGCUGAGUUUAGACGCGUUGGGUCCAAUGUUGUCUUCGCUAGCCCUACACGCCUUUUGCUUCAGACAACCAAGACUGAGGUAGGAAACGCCUACGCAUACAGCCAAUACGUAUUGAAAUCGAUCCGUGCAAAUCCGUCUUUCCAUUUCAUCGAUCUCGAGAUCAAGGAAUACUGGGACUACCUGGUUUGGUAUGAUGAGUACAAUUACGGCGGAAAAGGUUGCCGAGAAGUGGUCGCGUCGGAUGAACAGGGGCUGGAAACAGUUAUGCACUGGCAGCUCAGCCGUUUCCUCCCGACCCCAAUGCAGACCAUCUUCCAUGAUUGGGUCGUUGAGUAUAUUGAAUUAAUGCACGGCAUCAAACACCCUGAAUCAAACGAUCCGUCUACUCCUCGCAUGACACAGAUCCCUCUCACGCGCCCGAACGAUGAGGACGAUGAAGAAGUAUCUGCUGUUCUUGCGGAGAAAUUCUCAAAGCCCCUGAAGAAGCAGAUAUCCGGGCUUAUUCGCCGUCAACGCGAAGAAAUGCUGCACCCCGAGCUUGCAUCUGACUAUCUCUUUCCUGUGCUCCCGGGGGUUUUAUCCGACCCUAAUGAAGAAAAGCGUAACCCUGUGUUAGAGCUAGUCAAGAUGCUGAUGCAGGUGCUGAGCCUGUCCAAGACGACGACUUUGGAAAAUCGACUUCUGCGCCGCGAACUCCUGGCGAUGUUCGAGGUGCGAGAGUUCAGCAAAGAAGGCCGGUUUGAGAACCCGGCUGCCAGCUUGAAACUUCCCGAACUUACGUGCAGCGCCUGCUGCUUGAUUCGGGAUUUGGACUUGUGCCGUGAUGAAGAUGUCCUCCCGGAUCCUGGAUCUGACGCGAGCAAGGCCGCCACAUUGCCCUGGCGUUGCCCCUUCUGCCAAACUGAAUAUGACCGAUUAGCCCAGGAAGAGAUCCUUAUCGGUCAGGUCCAGGCACUUAUCGUCGGAUGGCAAACCCAGGAUCUCAAAUGCUCCAAAUGUGGUGGCCUCAAGGUCAGCGACUUCAUGGAACAUUGCUCAUGCAGCGGCAAGUGGGUAGAAACUAUGGACCGUGCCGAAGCGGAAAAGAAGUUGCGAGUCCUCAACAGUGUAGCCAAAUUCCACGGUCUGAAGCUUUUGGAGGGUGUGGUGGAAGGAGUUCUUGAGCAGAUGUGAUAGGUCCUAUUUCUAAUUCUCUCUAUAUUCCUUUUUUAUGGUUAUUAUUAUUUUUUUCUCCUUCUCUAUGCUAUGUGUUAGUCUGGCGGGUUCCAAUAUAUGUACACAGGAGCAAGAAGGUCUGCAUUUGAAGAAUACACGGCGUUUGAGAAUGGCGAGAAAGGAGAUUUCUUCUGGGAGGGGGAGUAUUU